CUCUCUUUUCCCGGCGUGCCCCGCGCCCGCGCUGGCUGUCUCUGGCCACGUCCCCGGGCCACGUCGCUCGGUGCCCGCUGAGCUCUCGCCAUCUUCGGUCGGCUCCCCCGGCGCUGCCUUCCCCCCCCGGUCCCGCUCCGCCACCGCCAUGAACGUCUUCCGCCUCACCGGGGACCUGUCCCACUUGGCGGCCAUCAUCAUCCUGCUCCUCAAGAUCUGGAAGACCCGCUCGUGCGCCGGUAUAUCUGGGAAAAGCCAGCUUCUCUUUGCACUGGUCUUCACUACUCGUUAUCUGGAUCUCUUCACUUCAUUCAUUUCAUUUUAUAACACUUCUAUGAAGCUUAUCUACGUUGCUUGUUCGUAUGCCACAGUCUACCUGAUCUACAUGAAAUUUAAGGCUACCUAUGGUGGGAACCAUGAUACUUUCAGAGUGGAGUUUCUUGUGGUUCCAGUUGGUGGGCUGUCAUUCCUCGUCAAUCAUGACUUCUCUCCUCUAGAGAUCUUGUGGACCUUCUCCAUCUACCUGGAGUCCGUUGCUAUCCUCCCUCAACUUUUCAUGAUCAGUAAAACCGGGGAAGCGGAGACCAUCACCACCCACUACCUUUUCUUCUUGGGCCUGUACCGUGCCUUGUACCUCAUCAACUGGAUUUGGCGCUACUACUUUGAGGGAUUCUUUGAUCUCAUAGCCGUGGUGGCUGGCGUGGUUCAGACUAUUCUGUACUGUGACUUCUUCUAUUUGUAUGUUACGAAAGUACUCAAAGGAAAGAAGCUCAGUUUGCCAGCAUAAGUGCCAAAACCCAAUCAUCAGCAUCUGUCAUCCUGGAUGCUUAGAACAAUCCUGACCACAAGCAAAAGGUGAAGGUGUUUGAGACAGGAAGUCCCCAAACCUUUUCUCGCGGAGGGUCAUCGGUGGGCUCUGUAGGACCAGAGGACAGCCAGCUGACUUCUGUUUGAUGCAUCUUUGCCCUCUAUCUUUUUUUAUUACUAUGUAUAAAGAUUUUUUACAUAAAGAAACUUAAUACUGUGUGAAUUAAUUCAGUGUGUAGGUUCAAUUGGGAUAGUUCCAAAAGUGAGGAAAUUUUUUUUUUGGCGUGUGGGGUUGUUUAUGACCAGGAAUAAGUGCAAAUGCUUUUUUUAUUUUCCAAGGAUUUUUUUUUCAAUUACUGACUUUGUUUUGGGGCACAAAAAUGUGUGCUGAGUGAUGGAUGGUAACAAUUUUGAUUUCAGCUUCCAUUCCACUGUAUUUAUUUUUUUCCUCCAAAAGCU
This is a messenger RNA of Gekko japonicus, 1266 nucleotides long. It is a transcript of the gene KDELR2, whose product is annotated as KDEL endoplasmic reticulum protein retention receptor 2. Gene Ontology annotation, cellular component: endoplasmic reticulum; membrane; cis-Golgi network. The coding region runs from base 149 to 787 and encodes 212 amino acids. The transcript has 5 exons. NCBI's taxonomy places the organism in Eukaryota, Metazoa, Chordata, Lepidosauria, Squamata, Gekkonidae. Gene Ontology annotation, biological process: protein retention in ER lumen; endoplasmic reticulum to Golgi vesicle-mediated transport. Gene Ontology annotation, molecular function: ER lumen protein retrieval receptor activity. The record is from RefSeq and is a predicted model, not a curated record.